Molecule: messenger RNA, 798 nt
Organism: Odobenus rosmarus divergens (Pacific walrus)
Lineage: Eukaryota; Metazoa; Chordata; Mammalia; Carnivora; Odobenidae
Product: neuferricin-like
Exons: 4
Coding region: 1-798 (265 amino acids)
Cellular component (GO): endomembrane system; membrane
Source: RefSeq, a predicted model, not a curated record
AUGCUGAGGCUCGGCGGGCGUGGGCUCUUGCUGGGCCUAGCCGCGGCGGCGGCGGCGGCGGCGGCGGCGGCACGGUGGGUGGGCUGGUGGAGCGGCCGCGCUGGCCUUCGCCUUUUCGCCCCCGAGGAGCUGGCCCGCUACCGCGGCGGCCCCGGGGACCCGGGCCUCUACUUGGCGUUGCUCGGCCGCGUCUACGAUGUGUCCUCCGGCCGGAGGCACUACGAGCCAGGGGCCCACUAUAGCGGCUUCGCAGGCCGGGAUGCAUCAAGGGCGUUUGUGACUGGGGACUACUCCGAAGCAGGCCUGGUGGACCAUGUAGCUGACUUGUCAUUUUCGGAGGUGCUGACCCUUCAAAAUUGGCUUUCAUUCUACGAGAAGAAUUACGAAUUCGUUGGAAGGGUGAUAGGACGGUUCUACAGCGAGGAUGGCCUCCCUACGCCGGAACUGACCCAGGUGGAAGCCAUGAUCAGCCAAGGCUUGGAGGCGGGCCGGCGGGCGCUGGAGGAGAAGCAGACGUUCCCACCGUGCAAUGCCGAGUGGAGCUCCAACAGGGGCAGCCGGUUCUGGUGUUCCCCAGAGAGCGGAGGUGUGAGCAGAGACUGGAUCGGUGUCCCCAGGAAGCUGUACAAGCCGGGUGCCAAGGAGCCCCACUGUGUGUGCGUGAGAACCACCGGACCCCCUAGCGACCAGUCCCCGGACCUCCCUGCAGACACGAACCGUGGGGACUUGGACCACCCCAACUUGGGGGAGUACACGGGCUGCCCACCCUUGGCCAUCACCUGCUCCUUCCCGCUGUGA